AUGAUUGAUUUAGACCUUGGCUUAAUUGCGAAUGGAAAACUAAUUGAUGAGCUGACAUGUAAGACUGAUGACGGACGAAUUGAAAUUCCAAUCAAUGGUAAAAUGCGUGUGGGUACAAAUCCUUGCAAAGUAUGCACAUGCACUGCUACGGGAUUUUUAUGCGAAGAUCAAUGUGAAACAAUCCCAGCAUCGACUUCAAUAGGUUCUCCGGGAGAAGGUAGUACUACAACUGUUUCAAGUUCUACUUUACCUUCACCUGAUCAAAUAAUACUUUCAGCUCCUUUUGCACCACAAUCAGUAUCAAAUACAAAUGGUGCUCUUGUAACAAGUUCAACAACAUCAUCAUCUAGAAUUGAAAAUUCUGAUGAUGAUGGAACAACAAUUAUUGGUGGUGGACCAUGCGCACGUAUAGCAGUUAAUGGAUUAGUGCCUUCACGUGAAUAUGCAUUUAUUGAUUGUAGUGAAGUUUAUUUAGCUGGAAAACGAGCAAGUGGAAUUUAUGAAAUAUGGCCUCGAACAAGUCCAAAACCUUUUCGAGUUUUAUGCGAUAUGGACGCAGAUGGUGGUGGAUGGACAGUUAUUCAACGUCGUGGUGAUUAUAUUCAACAAUCAAAUUUUUUUGUAACAUGGUCAUCGUACAAACGUGGUUUUGGUGAUCUUACACGUGAUUUUUGGCUUGGAAAUGAAAAGAUUCAUGCAUUAACAACUCAAGAUGAAUAUCGGCUUCAUAUUGAUAUGGAAGAUUUUAAUGAUCAAUCACGUUUUGUUGAUUAUGAAUGGUUUUUUAUUACUGAUGAACAAACAAAAUAUACGCUAAAUUUAGGACGCUAUAUGACAACAUCAACUGGUGGUGAUUCGUUGUCAUAUAAUCGUGGUAUGCGUUUUACAACGCGUGAUCAAGAUAAUGAUCAAAAUUUGUCAAGUCAAUGUGCAGAAAAUUAUAAGAGUGGUUGGUGGCAUGCCGGAUGUACAUUGGCAAAUUUAAAUGGACUUUAUUUACGUGGCAAUGAUUCAACUGCUACAGGAGUUUUUUGGAAUAAUUGGUUAGGUGCAAAAUAUUCAUUAAAAUCAUGCGAAAUAAAAGUUAGACCAGCUGGUUUUAAUACAGAAAUGCUUACGUGA
Molecule: messenger RNA, 1122 nt
Organism: Rotaria sp. Silwood2
Lineage: Eukaryota; Metazoa; Rotifera; Eurotatoria; Philodinida; Philodinidae
Source: the annotation of a GenBank genome assembly